Monodelphis domestica (gray short-tailed opossum) is the source of this 6385-nucleotide messenger RNA. It is a transcript of the gene COL22A1, whose product is annotated as collagen type XXII alpha 1 chain. Lineage: Eukaryota; Metazoa; Chordata; Mammalia; Didelphimorphia; Didelphidae. The record is from RefSeq and is a predicted model, not a curated record.
UCUUUCCCCUCCCUUCUCCCCACCACUUUCCCCACACUUUGAGUCCCGUUCCUCCAGUUCGCCCCCUCUGUAAGUCUUACUUAAGGCUGCAUUGUCCCGGGGCGAGCAGGGUUUCCCCCGCUGAUUAUAGUGACUUCUCCCUUUCUCUCUCUCUUCCUCCCUCUUACUUUUUUUUUCCUUUCAACCCCCCUCCCAACUUUGAAACUCCAUCCAUCCACGCCCCCUUUUGUUGUUUUGUCUUUGUAAAGAUUCCAGCUUACUCUCUGGACACCUGGGCUGGGGGCUUCCAGGUGCUGCUGGGUUUGCUCCUGGGUUUCCAGAGCAGGUGAGCCCCAAGGCGGGAGGUGGGGAUUCUCUGGGGCUCUUAGAGCCCCUGCCUCACUCCCUGUGGUCCCGAGAAGGAUGCUGGGCAGCUGUCUGCGCCUGUCCCCCGCCAGGGAAGAGAUGCUCCAGUAGAAGUUAGACAUCCCUUCUUCUUAAGCAAGAAUCUCCCGUCCUUUAGACCAAGAGAAAAAUGACUCACCUCAGAGGAUACCACUUGAUCUACCUCCUGAUACUUCUGGCACAUUGGAUUGGAGAUGGCUCCCAGGCACAGAGAGCAGGGUGCAAAAAUGUUCACUAUGAUCUAGUCUUUAUCUUGGACACUUCCUCCAGUGUGGGCAAAGAUGACUUUGAGAAAGUUCGACAGUGGGUGGCCAACCUGGUGGAGACCUUUGAAAUUGGACCAGACAGGACUCGGGUAGGUGUGGUUCGCUACAGUGACCGGACCACCACCGAGUUUGAUCUCGGGAAGUAUUGGACUCGAGAGGAAGUCAAAGCAGCUGCCCGGAACAUUAAUUAUCAUGGAGGCAAUACCAAUACUGGUGAUGCCCUCCGCUAUAUAACCACAUACAGCUUUUCCAAAGAGGCUGGUGGCAGGCCAAGUGACAGAGCCAUCAAGAAGGUUGCUAUCCUCUUGACAGAUGGGAGAAGUCAGGAUAUUGUUCUGGAUGCCGCCAGAGCUGCCCACAAAGCCGGGAUCAGGGUCUUCGCUGUUGGUGUUGGAGAAGCCUUGAAGGAAGAGCUCGAUGAAAUUGCUUCUGAGCCUAAGUCAGCCCAUGUGUUCCAUGUCUCAGAUUUCAAUGCCAUUGACAAGAUCCGGGGGAAGUUGAGGCGCCGUCUUUGUGAAAAUGUGUUGUGUCCCAGUGUGCGUGUAGAAGGAGAUCGUUUUAAGCACACCAAUGGAGGAACCAAUGAAAUCACAGGUUUUGACCUGAUGGAUUUAUUCAGUGUGAAGGACAUCUUGGGGAAGAAAGAAGGUGGUGCUCAGAGUUCCUAUGUUCGAAUGGGAUCAUUCCCGGUGGUGCAAAGGACUGAGGAUGUAUUUCCACAAGGUUUACCUGAUGAGUAUGCCUUUGUCACUACCUUCCGGUUCAGGAAAACUUCACGAAGAGAAGAUUGGUAUAUCUGGCAAGUCAUCGACAAAUAUGGAAUUCCACAGGUUUCCAUCCGGCUAGAUGGAGAGAACAAAGCUGUGGAGUAUAAUGCUGUGGGGGUGAUGAAGGAUGCCGUCCGGGUGGUCUUCCGGGGUGUGCCAGUCAGUGACUUGUUUGACCGAAACUGGCAUAAGAUCGCUCUCAGUAUUCAGGCCAAGAAUGUGUCCCUCUAUAUUGACUGCAAGCUUGUUCAGACACUGCCCAUUGAAGAGAGAGAAAACAUCGACAUCCAGGGAAAGACAGUGAUUGGGAAGCGCCUCUAUGACAGCGUGCCCAUUGAUUUUGAUCUGCAGCGGAUAGUGAUUUAUUGUGACUCUCGGCAUGCUGAGUUGGAAACUUGCUGUGACAUCCCUUCAGGACCGUGCCAGGUGACUGUUAUCACAGAAGCCCCUCUACCGGAGACCCCACCCACCAUCGGCAGUGAGCAGAUUGGCUUCCUGAAGACCAUCAACUGUUCCUGCCCUGCUGGGGAAAAGGGUGAAAGGGGCAUUGAGGGACCUCAAGGUCUCAAGGGAGAAAUUGGAGUUCCAGGAUAUAGUGGACUCCCUGGGCCCAAAGGAGAAAAAGGUGAUUCGGGCCAGGGAACAUUUUUCAAAGGAGAAAAAGGUGAAAAGGGGGAAGAUGGACCUCCAGGGAUUCCUGGACUCAAGGGAGAUAAAGGCUCCAUAGGUUUAUCUGGUCCUCCAGGUAGAGAAGGAGCCAAAGGCAUCCGGGGGGAACCAGGGGAAAUAGGGGAACCUGGAUUACCUGGCGAGGUGGGUCUGAAGGGACCAAUGGGACCUCCAGGACAACCAGGGCUUCCUGGACAGAUUGGGAUUCCAGGUCUCCAAGGAGAGAGAGGAGAAAGAGGGCCUCGAGGAGAUAAGGGAGAGCGAGGUCUGGAUGGAUUCCCUGGAAAGCCUGGAGAAGAAGGGAAGAAGGGCAGUCCCGGUGCUCCAGGUAUGGCUGGUAUCCAAGGAGAAAAGGGUGAAGUUGGACCAUCUGGGCCACCUGGAAUACCAGGCUCUGUGGUGCAGAAGGAGGGCUUGAAAGGAGAACAAGGAGCUCCAGGACCUCGUGGUCAUCAGGGUCUACCUGGUCCUCCAGGAUCACCAGGUCCAAUGGGUCCUGAAGGUAAAGAGGGACUUCCUGGUUCUCAAGGACAGCGGGGAAAGAAAGGUGAAGCUGGACUACCUGGAGUCAAUGGUUUACCAGGACCUCCUGGCUCUCAAGGAUCUCCUGGUGUCCGAGGACCACCUGGGCCAGCUGGACCCCCAGGCCUUCCUGGAGAGAUUGGCUUCUCUGGAAAACCUGGCCAGCCUGGCCAACCUGGCUCACCUGGGAAAGAUGGGACAAAUGGACUUCCUGGACUUCAAGGACCCAAGGGAGAGACAGGAGAGCGAGGAGAAGGUGGCCUGCCAGGGAAUCCUGGACCGAGGGGUGAAGCUGGGGAGCAAGGUCUAGUGGGCAUUCCUGGUGAGAAGGGAGAAAUGGGACUUCCAGGAUCUCCAGGGUUCCAAGGCCUAAGAGGAGAGAAAGGGGAUGAGGGUAAAAAAGGUGGCCUGGGACUCCCUGGACUGAAAGGUGACAGAGGAGAAAAGGGUGAAGCUGGUCCUGCUGGCCCUCCUGGUCCCCCUGGCUUCCCUGGAACAACAUCUUUGUUCACUCCACAUCCCCACAUCCCGGGAGAAGCUGGGCAGAAAGGAGAGAAAGGAGAUCCAGGCAUUGGUGGGGAACCUGGGCCACGUGGUUUUCAAGGUGAAGUGGGACCAAGAGGACCUCCAGGACCUCCAGGUGCUCAAGGCCCAGAAGGAGCCCGAGGGGGACCUGGAGCGGCUGGAAACACUGGUGUUCCUGGACCAAUAGGCCCCCCUGGUGCCCGUGGUCUCCCUGGAAAUGUGGGCAUACCUGGAGUCAUGGGCCCACCAGGGAAAAUUGGAGAGAGAGGAGAAAAGGGAGAACCUGGUGAAGAAGGAAAGACAGGACCACUUGGUCCAAGAGGUGACCCUGGCCCUCCUGGAGAACCUGGGCCACCUGGAAAAGGGAAGGAAGGAGAGUCAGGUCGUCCUGGUGCACCUGGGUUACCAGGACCUCAGGGACACAAGGGGGACCGAGGUGCUCCAGGCUUGCCUGGCCAGCCUGGAAAUAGAGGAGGCCCAGGAAUUGGAGUAGCAGGCCCUCCUGGCUCCACUGGACCACCAGGAGAAAAAGGACCACCGGGAUCUCGUGGGUUACCAGGAUUCCCAGGUCCACAAGGUCCAGCUGGACAAGAUGGUCUACCCGGAAAUCCAGGAGAAAGAGGACCCCAGGGAAAACCAGGUCCUUCUCCUCUUCUGUCUCCAGAGGAUCUAAACCUCUUAGUGAAGGAUGUGUGCAAUGAUUGCCCUCCUGGUCCUCCAGGACUUCCUGGACUUCCAGGUUUGAAGGGUGAUAAGGGCUUACAAGGAAAACCAGGAAGAGAUGGUGCAGAUGGGAAAAAGGGAGAUGCUGGGCUCAAAGGCCUCCCAGGAUCUCCUGGAAUAAUUGGACCAAAGGGCAAUAAAGGAGAGCCAGGAGCAGAUGGUGAGAUUGGACAAAAAGGUGAACAGGGUCAUCCUGGAGUUCCUGGUUUCAUGGGACCAGCUGGGGAUCCAGGACCACCAGGAGCAGUUGGUGCCUCGGGACCUGCUGGCCCACCAGGAAGCCCAGGAAUGACGGGUAAAGAUGGUCCUCCUGGUCCCCAAGGCCCUCCUGGAUUACCUGGAAUUCCUGGUGAAGAAGGGAAGGAAGGCAAAGAUGGAAAGCCAGGAGCCCCAGGUGAACCAGGUCCUUCAGGAGAACCAGGCCUUCCAGGACAAGAUGGCGCCAGGGGACCACCUGGAUUCAAGGGACACACAGGAGACUCUGGUCCGCCUGGCCCUAGGGGAGAGGCAGGAGCACCAGGCCCUGAAGGCAGGGAAGGGUCACCAGGGAAAGAUGGUGACACUGGACCCACAGGGCCACCAGGUCUUCGGGGACUUAGAGGAGCACCAGGUAAAAAUGGAUCUCCCGGCUCUCCUGGAGACCCUGGCCAACCAGGUAACCCAGGGCAGAAAGGAAACAAAGGAGAUAAUGGCAGCCCAGGACUUCCAGGAUUCCAGGGACCUCGGGGACCUCCAGGAGAACAAGGAGAAAAAGGAAUCCCAGGAAAAGAGGGCGCCCCAGGGAAACCAGGAGAACAAGGCACAAAAGGAGAAAGGGGAGAUCCAGGAGUCAAAGGGGACAAGGGAACCCAAGGACAGAAGGGCCAGCCUGGUGAACCAGGAUUACCAGGUCAUAAAGGCCACACAGGAUUGAUGGGCCCUCAUGGACCUCCAGGAGAAAGUGGACCUGCUGGGCCUCCAGGACCACCAGGACAGCCAGGAUUUCCUGGAGCAAGGGGAGAUUCACCAUCAGUGGACACUCUUCGAAGGCUUAUCCAAGAAGAAUUAGGAAAGCAACUUGAAACCAAACUAGCCUACCUCCUGGCUCAGAUGCCACCAGCACAUGUCAGAGCAACUCAGGGCCGGCCAGGGCCCCCUGGACCUCCUGGCAAAGAUGGCCUUCCUGGCCGAGUGGGUCCUAUGGGGGAGCCAGGCCGGCCUGGACAAGUAGGCUUAGAAGGACCAUCGGGUCCCAUGGGGCCCAAAGGUGAACGAGGUCCAAAGGGUGAUCAAGGGCAGCCUGGAGUUGGCCAACGAGGAGAAAUAGGACCUCCUGGAAUACCAGGUCAGCCUGGGGAGCCUGGCUAUGGGAAAGAUGGCAUUCCUGGGAUCCCUGGUCCUCAGGGAGAAGCAGGACAAGCUGGCCUCCCUGGCCCUCCAGGCCCCCCUGGGCCCAGUGGACAGUGUGACCCCUCUCAGUGUGCUUACUUUGCGAGUCUCGCAGCCCGGCCUGGUAAUGUGAAGGGACCCUAGAGGGUACCUAGAAGGCCAAGGAGACUUGAGAAGGAUUUUCUGAAACUUGAACUUUGAACUAAAAAAAGGAAAACCAGGAGUUCACAGACCCCUGGGCCAUGAUGUCACUUUCUAUUUGUCAUAUGAGGUUUUCUAAAUGAUUAAAACCAACAGAUGCUGCCGGUCGGUCAGAUUAUUAUUAUUAUUAUUGUCAUUAUUAAUAUUAUCUUGAAUUAUUAUGAUGAUUAUUUCAUAACCUUUAUGUAAGAUGGGAGGGUUUUACUUUCUCGUCUCUAAUGUCAGAGCACAUGGUAUCUUUUUCCCCCCUAAUUUAUGUCUUUGUUUUUUCUGGUGCCUGCCUGCCAUUUUUAAGAAAAUGUUUUCUUGAUUCUUUCAACCCCAGAGGGGAGAAUUAAGAAUAACAGGAGAAAGUUGUAGAGAAGUAGAUUGAAGUCUAAUGUCAAGAAAAAUUUCCUAAUAGGCCUAACCCUAAGAGAAAUGGGUUAUUUUGGGAGGUAAUGGAUUUCUAUCAUUAAAAAAUUUCAAACUGAGGCUGGAUGGCCAUGUCUCUAGGACAGGCUAUGGAAAAGGCACUGUAUUUAGAGUCGGUUUGGGUUCAAAUCUCUGCUCUAUUAGCAGCUUACUACCCAUGUGACUUGACUUGUCUAUAAAAUGAAAGAGUAUGACUAAAUAAUCUCUCAAAUGCCUUCCAGCUUUAAAUCUCAUUAUAGAAGGGACUAGUUGACCUCUCAGGUUUCUGGUUCUCUUCUUGGUGCUAAGUAUUUGGGGGUUUCCCCAUAUAUGUCAGCACCAUCCAAAGGGGAUAGUUAAAAGGAAGUUGUCUAGUCAUUCAUAGACCCUUAAUAGCAAACUUUAAGAAAACUACCACUGAUGAAAGACCUAGAUGCAGAAGCAAGAGGAAGAGGAAGAAGAGAUAUUUUGCUAGGAAAAGAAAUGGACACACUGAUGGAAAUUUUUCUCCUUUUCUAAUGGACUUCUGGCAUUCAGAGAAUGAAAUAAAUCUCCAGGACACAGAAA